UUUUUUACAGGUAUCAUUUUUUUCUACAAGUCCAGAACUAAGCAACAAACAACGAUUUGAAUACUUUACAAGAACAAUACCAUCCGACCACUACCAAGUUAAGGCCAUGGUGGAUAUAGUACGAUUAUUAGGAUGGAGCUACGUAUCUAUAAUUUACGAAGAAUCCAACUACGGCAUAAAGGCUUUUGAGGAACUCGAAGAUCUGCUGGGUGAAUAUAACAUCUGUAUUGCUGUAAAAGAAAAGCUCGUUAAGGAUUCCGGGGUGGCUGGGGAAUCUGCAUAUGACAAUAUCGUUCAGAAAUUGCUCACCAAACCCAGAGCUAGAGGAUGCAUAAUAUUUGGUUCGGACCAGGAAGUCGCCGAGUUGAUGAAAGCAGUGCGUCGCUGCAACGCGACCGGUGCCUUUUCUUGGAUCGGCUCCGACGGCUGGAGCGCGCGAUCUCUGGUCUCCGAUGGCAACGAGGCGGAAGUCGAGGGCACCUUAUCGGUACAACCGCAAGCGAAUCCCGUCAAAGGAUUUAAGGACUAUUUUUUGAGCUUGAAUGUCGAGAACAACCCGAGAAAUCCCUGGUUUAUCGAAUUUUGGGAGCAUCAGUUCCAAUGUCGCUACCCUAACAGUUCCAAAACACCCUACAAUUUAAAAUACAACGACAUGUGUACAGGAAAGGAAGAGUUAACCAAAUCCAAUAUUGUUUUUGAGGAUCAACUUCAGUUCGUGUCAGACGCUGUGAUGGCAUUUGCUUAUGCUAUAAGGGAUAUGCAUCGAGAUUUGUGCCACGGCCAGCCUGGAUUGUGUGACAGCAUGAAACCUACAAAGGGCACCGAACUUCUCAAAUAUCUAAGGAAAGUCGACUUUGAAGGUCUGAGCGGCGAUCGGUUUCAUUUCGACGGCAACGGAGACGGACCGGCUCGCUACAACAUCAUCCACUUCAAACAAACCCAAACCGGAAAGUAUCAGUGGAUAAGGGUCGGCGAGUAUCUCGAGGGAGAGCUCAGGCUUAACAUGUCCGAAAUUCAGUUCAAAUUGGGUCACCCGAAACCACCGGAGUCCGUUUGCAGUCUGCCUUGCGAUCUUGGCCAGGCGAAAAAAUACGUGGAAGGCGAGAGUUGCUGCUGGCACUGUUUUAAUUGUACCCAGUAUCAGAUCCGCCACCCGACCGAUCCGACGCAGUGCGUGAUGUGUCCCCAGGGGGCGAUUCCCGACCCGCAGCACGUGCGCUGCAACAACAUUCCCGAGGAGUUCCUGCAGCCGGACAGCGGCUGGGCGAUCGGCGCCAUGUCCUUCGGGGCGACCGGCGUGCUGCUAACCACGUUCGUGCUCGGCGUUUUCAUGAAGUUCAACGAUACGCCGGUGGUGAGGGCGUCGGGACGCGAGCUGAGCUACGUCUUGCUUAGCGGCAUCAUGUGCUGCUACUGCUGCACCUUCACCUUUGUCUUUAAGCCUACCAAUAUGACAUGUGGCUUGCAAAGGUUUGGUGCUGGAUUGAGUUUUACGGUAGUUUACGCGGCAUUACUAACCAAAACCAACAGAAUUUCUCGCAUUUUCAACGCCGGCAAACAUUCAGCCAAAAGACCGAGUUUUAUUUCCCCAAAAUCCCAACUAAUUAUUUGCAAGGGUCUUGUGGGAGUUCAGAUUUUAAUAAACGGGGUCUGGAUGGUGAUAGCCCCGGAGCGCGCGUUGCAUCAUUAUCCAACCAGGGAGGAUAACCUGCUGGUUUGCUCUUCUUACACCGACGCCUCCUACAUGAUUGCGUUCGCAUACCCGAUCUUUUUAAUUGUGAUCUGCACCAUCUAUGCCGUGCUUACCAGAAAAAUCCCUGAAGCGUUUAACGAGAGCAAACACAUAGGCUUCACGAUGUACACGACGUGCGUAAUCUGGCUGGCGUUCGUUCCCUUGUACUUCGGGACAGCGAACCACGUAGCAUUGAGGAUAACAAGCAUGUCCGUCACUAUAAGUCUAUCAGCGAGCGUCACUCUUGUCUGCCUGUUCGCUCCCAAACUAUAUAUCAUCCUCAUACGGCCUGAGAGAAACGUCCGUCAAAGCAUGAUGCCAAUGAGAUACAGCGCUAUAAACAAAAGUUCGGCUACUACUGGUUCCGGCAGCAUGAUGGCAGCUGUUAUGGUGACAGCCGCCACCUGCGAUCAAAAGCAACAAAUAGCUAAGCAUGUGCCACCAGUACAAGAAGAUUCCGAAAAAGAAAAGGUAGAAACAAAAGAUAACUCCACCCAAACAACUGCAACGUCAUCGAAUAACGUUAUAACGAACAACAAUUGCUCAGUGGAAAACGGACCAAUCGCGAUGCUUCCAGGCACACAAAUCAAGAAUUUUGACUUAUAGCAGUCACCUUUAGUGACUAGAACUUCUAGUCUCAAGUGCAGAAGAAAUCCGGUGCAAGUGUAAGAAUACUAAGGAAUUUAGAACUGAGACUUCAAUGUUAAGUGUACAAAUGUUGCUUUUUAAAAUGGGUUUAACUAACCAUAACUAUUAAGGGGGCAUUGUAUUGUUAAUUAUUUAAAAAUGAUAAUUGUUUUAACUAAUCCAGUGUAACAAAUUGAACGAUAAAAUGGUAUCUAGAAAUUUUUAACAUUUUUGAAAAUUGUCCCACCAUUUUAUAAUGUUAUACCAAUGUGCGAAUUUGUUUUAAUAUUUUUAAAAUUAAUUUUUUCUACAAUUUUUUUAAUUUAUUCUUUUGGGACCAUGCAUCUUCUAAAACUAUUAGUAAUAGAAUCCUAAGACCUUUUUUGAAUAUUUAA
This is a messenger RNA of Brassicogethes aeneus, 2754 nucleotides long. The record is from the annotation of a GenBank genome assembly. Lineage: Eukaryota; Metazoa; Arthropoda; Insecta; Coleoptera; Nitidulidae.